UUGAAGUGCUUGGAUAUUCCCAGCAGCAGAAAAAAAGAAGUGUCAUUAAAACAGGUUGUAAUAAGUUAUCAGAGAAGGAACAAAGACAGAGAGCACGGUAAGCACAGCCGUAUGGGACUGUGGUAGAGCUUUUAGCAGAGAGCUCCAUCAAAUCUUCUGCUUUCUGCUUUUUACUGACUGGAUCAUGGGAGGAUUUGCACUCUUGGUGUCUCUGUGUCACUGUGUGGUUCUUGUGUGGGGACAAUCCAUUUCAAGUCAAAUAUCUCAAGUUACAUCUACCACAACUAUUGUAACAACAGCAACAACUGCUCAAGAAGCUCCACCCAAUGUUAAAAGGGUGUCUGUGACUAACCGUAAUGAGACUACCUUAACAUUAGAAUGGGACAAAGUAAACAACGACAGCAAAUACAGUUACAACCUGUCCUACAAUGGAGGAGAAGAACACAUUGUUGCCUCCCAGGAGGGUUUGUUAGUGACACACACAGUCUACUCUCUUUCUCCUGGGACUGAAUACACAUUCAUUCUCUACACUUUAUCUGGAGGAUUAAACAGCAGUGGAUUCAUCAUUACCAAUUUCACCACGCCGUCUAGUGUUACUAAUGUCUCUGUAACGGAUCGUAAUGAGACGGCGUUAACAUUGCAAUGGAACAAAGUGAACAACAACAAUAAUUACAGUUACACACUGAGCUACAGUGGAAGCACCACCUACAUCAAUGGAUCAGAAGAUGAUAUAGUGACACACACGGUCUCCUCUCUUUCUCCUGGGACGGAAUACACUUUCACUCUCUACACUGUGUUUAAAGGGGUGGAGAGUAGAGGAUUCAGCUUUACCAAUGUCACAACUCCGUCUAGUGUUACUAAUGUCUCUGUAACGGAUCGUAAUGAGACGGCGUUAACAUUACAAUGGAACAAAGUGAACAACAACAAUAAUUACAGUUACACACUGAGCUACAGUGGAAGCACCACCUACAUCAAUGGAUCAGAAGAUGAUAUAGUGACACACACGGUCUCCUCUCUUUCUCCUGGGACGGAAUACACUUUCACUCUCUACACUGUGUUUAAAGGGGUGGAGAGUAGAGGAUUCACUGUUACCAAUGUCACAAUAUACAUCAGUUGGUUUCAUUCAAUCACUUCCAGCACCUGCUUCUCUUUUUCAGCUCCAUCUAUUGUUAGCAGUGUCUCUUUAAGGGAUCGUAAUGAGACGGCGUUAACAUUGCAAUGGAACAAAGUGAACAACAACAAUAAUUACAGUUACACACUGACCUACAGUGGAAGCACCACAUACAUCAAUGGAUCAGGAGGAGGUGUUAUAGUGACACACACGGUCUCCUCCCUUACUCCUGGGACGGAAUACACUUUCACUCUCUACACUGUGUUUAAAGGGGUGGAGAGUAGAGGAUUCACUGUUACCAAUGUCACAAUUCCAGCUAAAGUAACUGGUCUUCAUUGUGAAUAUGCAUCGGGAGGCUAUGGUCUAACGCUGUUUUGGGAUCCUCCAGUUGGAGUAAGGACAGCCGUGUAUGUCAUUAUAAGUGGCAAACACUUUAAUCAGUCUGAGGAAAGCUUGUUUAUAGGUGAACUACAACCUACACAGUGGUACACCAUGACUGUGAUUGCAAUCUCUGGGUCUGCGCAGUCCCCCCCAGUCUCAGUCACCUGUCAGACUGAUCCAAGAGGCGUUAUAGCAGGUGUUGUGGUGUUUCUACUCAUCCUCAUCCUUUGUAUUGGUAUAUUUAUAUGGCAUCGCAAGUCAAAGCAUCCAGGUGUCUUAAGCAAGCUUAAAUCAUCUACAGAAGACAAAGCAUCCACUAAUAAAUACAGGCCAAUUCCCCUGAAGAAUUUUCCUGAAUACUUCAGUUCCAUGGGUCGUGAUGAAAACCGUGGUUUUUAUGAGGAAUAUGAGAAUUUAAGUGCAGUAGGUACAGAUCAGAGUCAUACAGCUGCUGACCUCCCUGAAAACAAGAAAAAGAACCGAUUUAUCAACGUAUUACCUUACGAUUUAUCUCGUGUGAAGCUCACUGUACAGACUGCUGCUGACUCUGACUACAUCAAUGCAAACUAUAUACCUGGUUAUAACAGUAUCUGCAAGCAGUACAUAGCUACACAGGGUCCUCUCCCCUCCACCAUCAGUGAUUUUUGGAGAAUGGUGUGGGAACAGAAGUCCCAGGUCAUUGUCAUGCUGACCAACUGUAUCGAGGGUGGAAGGAUUAAGUGUGAACAGUAUUGGCCACUGGACUACACGCCCUGUGUCUAUGGAAACCUGCAGGUCACCGUCCAAUCAGAGCACAAAGAGAAAAGCUGGACUCUCCGAAAAUUUGUUGUCAGAAAUAAGGCUACCUUUGAAGAGCAGAAAGUGACUCACUUCCAUUUCACCGCAUGGCCUGAUCAUGGAGUUCCCAGGGCAACAGAGGAGUUGAUCCAGUUCCGCAGGAUUAUCCGCCAGCACAUGGAGCAAAUGGAUUUUCCAUUUAUGGGUCCUACAGUGGUUCACUGCAGUGCUGGAGUAGGCAGGACAGGCACUCUGAUCGCCCUGGAUACCUUACUACAACAGCUGGAAAAAGAGGAAGCAGUCAGCAUUGCUGGCUGUGUACACUGCAUGAGGCUCAGCCGGCCCCUUAUGGUGCAAACCGAGGCUCAGUACGUGUUCCUGUACCAGUGCAUGAUGAAUUCUCUUCAACCCAAUAAGGACUCCCAGCACAUCGAAGAGUCUAUCUAUGAAAAUUCAGAUAUGAUUUACACUAAUGCUAUGGCUCUAAAUCAGUUUAAUCAAGGUAACACAGGAGUUUAAACAGGCAUAUGCAUUCUA
Electrophorus electricus (electric eel) is the source of this 2806-nucleotide messenger RNA. Lineage: Eukaryota; Metazoa; Chordata; Actinopteri; Gymnotiformes; Gymnotidae. The record is from RefSeq and is a predicted model, not a curated record.